Messenger RNA from Lindgomyces ingoldianus, 714 nucleotides. RefSeq lists its product as uncharacterized. The record is from RefSeq and is a predicted model, not a curated record. The coding region runs from base 1 to 714 and encodes 237 amino acids. The transcript has 13 exons. NCBI's taxonomy places the organism in Eukaryota, Fungi, Ascomycota, Dothideomycetes, Pleosporales, Lindgomycetaceae.
AUGUUUUUGCACAUGCUGCAUGUUGUCUCCUUGACUCUUAUAAUCGCGCCAGAUCCAAAACCACGACUUAAAUGUGCCUUGCUCAACAAACCGCCUGCAUCCUACUUGUCCUUCACAAUUUAUCGGGCCAUAGGUCCAUUGACUUCAUUUAACUCCGCAGGUGUCAGCAAGCGAGCCUCUACGAUUCACUCACUCGAGCUAUGUGUGUUAAUAACAUCCUCGAUCUCAGCAUCAGACAUAUCAUCAGCAUGUAUGACAUCUCUUUCAGCGUCUUCAACCUCAUCUCAAGGGCCUGGUAGUUGUGAAUUGGCCUUGCAACCGAUUCUUCGCAUCAUCACCCAUCUGAUCUUUGGGCACUUUCACUGCUAUUAUGUUCUUGGCUUCCGAAUUGCUGUCUUGAACCCCCGGAUUGUAAGUGGUGUCGACGUCCUGCCGCAAUGUUCCGCCCCUCACCUUGAGCUAAUGGCGAUAGCCAGCGUACUAAUUGACCCUUCAUUAAAUUCAUCAACGAGGCUAAAUAUAGUGGAUACAGUUGGGUUUGGGAGUCGUUGUCUUGGGAGUCCUAGUGGCUCAGUGUUGGUAGUUGUUCAGUACCCUCACAUCCCGUUUGAGGGGUGGAUGGAGGCGCCGACACCGGGUAAGAAGGCAUUUUCUCCCAUUUUUUACGUUCGAAUGUUUCCAGAACCAUGGCCUUUCAUGGCUUCAAGAUCAUAA